Kwoniella botswanensis is the source of this 606-nucleotide messenger RNA. RefSeq lists its product as uncharacterized. Lineage: Eukaryota; Fungi; Basidiomycota; Tremellomycetes; Tremellales; Cryptococcaceae. The record is from RefSeq and is a predicted model, not a curated record. The coding region runs from base 1 to 606 and encodes 201 amino acids. The transcript has 3 exons.
AUGGGUUUACUAAGUAAAAAAUCAAACGACUACGACACCACUACCACGACGGGUGUGGGACACGACAACAACCCAUAUACGACUGGGAAUGCGACUUUGGGAAAUAAUACUCAAAGCGGAUAUGGAGGUGUUAACAGGAACGGAGGACCGUUAGGACAUCAUACGGGUCAAGGUGUAUCUGGUACUGGACCUGCUCCGACUUAUCCACAAACCACAGCCACUGGUGGUCAUGCGGGAGGCGCAGGUGCGGGCGUACAUCCUCCUCCGGUGGCUGGUGCAGGCCAUGUGAACACCGGCCCAGCACCUCUCCAUGGAGUUAACAGCGGCUCUACACCCAGUACGAAAGAGGCUGUGAAACUGGAGAAGAAAGGUCACAGGGAAGAGAAAUUGGGUAAUAUUUUACAUUCCACUUCUAUGAAAGAAAAAUCAGCAGCUCAUCUUGCGCAAGCCGAUCAUCUCAAGAUGCAAGCUUCCGAGUUGAACGAAGCUGAAAGACUAGAGCACGAAGCUGGAAUGAGAAGACAGAGGGCAGUAGGGCUUGGUGCCGAUCCCAUGCACGCCCAUGGGUCGACUGGACAUGGGCCAGGGACAGCUACUCACAUCUAG